CCUUCUCCCCCACCUCCUCCCUCCCUCCCCCGCCGCGCGGUGCAUGCUGGGAGAGCACCAACAUGGCCGCCGUGAUGCGAGUUCCCGGGCGCUCCGUGCGGGCAAUGUCAAGCGUCGGGGCUUGGCCCCCCGUGUCCGCGGGUCCCGGGGCGGCGCUUCUCACGGGGCCUCCCUUCUCCGGCCCGCGGACGUCGCCUCCGUCCCGUGCCACCCACCAGGCUGUGAUGCCACGCGGGCGCGGGGGCCGCUCCUCCUUCAGCGGCGUUGUCGCCACCGUGUUUGGUGCGACGGGUUUCCUUGGGCGCUACGUCGUCAACAAACUCGGUCGCGAGGGAGCGCAGAUCAUUAUCCCCUAUCGCUGUGAUGCCUACGACGUGAUGCACCUUAAGCCAAUGGGCGAUCUGGGGCAGUUGAUUUUCAUGGAUUGGUCGAUGAAAGACCAGGAGUCGAUCCGAAAGGCCGUGCAGCACUCCAAUGUGGUCAUCAACAUUUGUGGGCAGGGCUGGGAGACCAGGAACAACUCGUUUGAUGAUGUGCAUGUCGUGGCGGCACGAGACAUCGCUCUGGCCGCCAAGGAGGCCGGCGUUCCCAAGCUGAUCCAUGUGUCUCACCUCAACGCCGACAUCCGCAGCGCCUCCAAGUAUCUGCGCACAAAGUGUCUGGGCGAGAAGGCCGUGCGCGAAGCUUUCCCCGACGCCACCAUCCUGAAGCCCUCGGACAUGUUCGGCAGAGAGGACAAGUACUUCAAUCACUUUGCAAAUAUGCUCUUGUUUGGAGGGCUGCCUCUCAUUGCAAAGGGGAAGAUGACUAUCAAGCAGCCAGUCUACGUGUCGGACGUGGCCCAAGCUAUCGUGAACGCAGCGCACAGUGAAAACGUCCUAGGCAAGACUUACGCACUCAGCGGGCCUGGCCGCUACGAGCUGCUGGAGCUAGUGAAGUACAUCUUUGCCGUGGCGUACCGGCCGUUCGUGCCCUACAGCAUGCCUCGGCCGCUUUACCACCUCAUCGCCCGCUGCUUCGAGCUGGUGCCGUUCGAGCCGUGGACAACCCGGGAUAAGGUGGACAGGCUUCACACGACUGACAAGUUGCACCCGGAGCUGCUGGCGCUGCAGGACCUGGGGGUGGUGCCCACCUCCGUGGAGGAGAAGGCCAUCGAGGUGCUGCGGAAGCACCGGCGCUUCCGCUGGCUCGAGGUGGACAUGGACGAAAUCAAGCCGGCCAAGGCCGUAUGAGAACACCCGCCACCCCCCCCCUCCCCACGCUUGGCUCGCGUCGGCUCCGGGCUGCUGUGUGGGGCCAUUCGGAUAACAAAACACACCGCUUAGACGCCAUUAGUCACGGGGCAGUUCCACGAUUGCGGACGUACGUUUCGGACACUUUAAAGAUGUGUGAGGAAUCGUUGGGGUGUAGUCGUGAAAGCGGCUUCUCAUUUGGGAAUAGUAUGUCCACCAAUUAGGACUCUUAAUUCGCGUACAUAUUAUUGUCCGUCUUUCAUGGAUGAGGAAGAAACGCUUGUAAAAAAGAAAUACGAACGUGUUUGACGUGCACAGGCAACUGAAGUUUUAAUCCACUCUGAUGGUUGAGUGUUUAUUCGGAUUUGUGUGUCAGUUAAACCCUCGCGUUAUGACAGAAAUUACACCCCGUAAAAAUUGACCCUUAAGGUUGGCCAAUUUGUGGAACUGCACCAGCCACUGGGUUGACCUGAAUUCGCUUUCAUAGAGAUGUUUUAAAGGGAUCUCCAUUCACUUUUGUGAAAGUCAGUUUUGCAAGGUAUGUGCAUAGGAGAAGCCAACCUUGUUAUUUGUGGAAAUUCCAUGAUUCAAGAUCGUUUGUUUUCUUUGACACGGUGGUGAAUAUGCUGCCUCUAAGGAAUUGCAGGGGUGAUGUGAACCAAAUUCAUACGACCUUAUCGAUUCCCGCGUCUGGUAUUCGAUUCAAGUUACCAGGGCGUUGAAUCGGUGCGUCCGUUUGCAUGGCCAAUGCAGUGUUGGCAUUUUUAAGUGCGGACAGCAGUGGAUAGAUUGACAUGAAGUAUAUAACAACAUUAUCAUUGGGAGCUCGUGUUGUUUGUCUUAAGUGCAUUAGCUACGUGGGAACUACAUAAUUCACGUGUCAAAGUGUUUCGUUGACAUGAAUGGAGAUGGCUUUGGUAGAUAUCUGUAAAAGUGAUUGCAGGUCACUUGGUGCCCACACACGGCCAGGCAUGAACAAAGUAAGCGAGUAGACUUGCAGCGCCUAGCCGAUGCGGCGACCCCUUUGCGUAAUGUCUGGCAUUAGCCCAGUGUACAUGGGACAUGGAGAUGGGACUCUGUGCAAUGGACGCUUUGCCUCUUUUCUCAGACAGCUAUCUCGGCUUGUUCCGGGUAAAAAUGCAUGGCACGGUCGUGACGACAGGCUUGGACAUUGUGCUGUAUGUGUGCCCCUGAUCCGAGACCCCCCCCCCCCCCCUGCCUGUGUACCAUGGUGCUGUUGCCGGGCAAGAUGCCACCCUCGUGUGGAUUGAGAGCUCGCCCGCUCUCCGUUGCGUACACAACAAUUAGCUGUUUUGCGAAACGGCCUUGUAAAUUAAACAAACAUAAAGAUGUUUAUUCCAAAAAAUGAGUUUGA
Molecule: messenger RNA, 2607 nt
Organism: Lethenteron reissneri (Far Eastern brook lamprey)
Lineage: Eukaryota; Metazoa; Chordata; Hyperoartia; Petromyzontiformes; Petromyzontidae
Gene: NDUFA9
Product: NADH:ubiquinone oxidoreductase subunit A9
Cellular component (GO): mitochondrion
Molecular function (GO): protein-containing complex binding
Source: RefSeq, a predicted model, not a curated record